CUGCACAACAAAAUAGCACAAAUAAUAAUAAUCUACAAAAUUCCUAAACAUAACGUUAUAAAAUUAAAGAAAGAAAGAAAUAUAGGCGCUCGACAGACAACUUUCUUUCUCAGUUCACGAAAGCCCCAUGAAACAACUGAAGCCGGCGUGUCUGCCCUCAGUGUCAAUUACAUGUUUUUAGCACGCUCAUUAAUAAAGAUGUCCGCUAAUAACCCUGUGCUGAACAGGCUGGAGCAGAGGACAGUGGAAGCUGACGAGGUUAUUAAAUACCUGAAGCAACAAGUUCUCCUGCUGAAGGAAAAAGCCAUCUUGCAGGCCUCUAUUCGAGAGGAAAAAAAGCUUAGAGUGGAAAAUGCUAAACUGAAAAAGGAUGUCGAGGAACUGAAAAAACAGCUGAUCGAGAAAGAAAAAAGGAAUGGAGUUAAACAGAUUGCAGUUCCUGCAGCAGCUGCUGUCCAGUCCAGUUCCAAAGUGCUUGUUUCUGAAACUGUGAAACCAGCUGCCUCCGCAGCUCCAGCAGUACUGGCCAACAAAGAAAAGGUUCAGAAAGAGAAUGAAGACAAGAAGAAGAAGAAAGAAAAGAAAGGAGAAAACAAGAAGUCUACAGGGGGUGAGGAUGAAUCCAUGCCAGUUGAUGUGUCUCGGCUUGAUCUGCGUGUUGGUAGGAUUGUGACAGCGAAGAAACAUCCCGAUGCAGACUCUCUAUAUGUGGAAGAAGUAGACCUGGGAGAAGCAACUCCCAGGACUGUCGUCAGUGGCCUAGUGAAGCAUGUGCCCAUAGAACAGGUACGUGCACACUCCCAGAGUUUACACUGCAAAAAAAUUCAGAUGUUUCAGUUUACUCUUAUGGUUGUGUGGGUCCGGUACCACUACCACGGUCAAGAGGACUGUUUCCUCUCUAGGAGCUGGGAGGGGACGCCUCGACAUGGACCCUGUCCUUUGUGGAAACUUCCGAAAGGACCAUACAUUGACACGUCCAGGGGUGAACCUGACAAGGAACUGAACCCCAAGAAGAAGGUCUGGGAGCAGAUCCAGCCUGACCUCCACACUGAUGGUCAGUGCAUCGCGACAUACAAGGGGGCAGCCUUUGAAGUCAAAGGCAAGGGGGUCUGCAAAGCUCACACCAUGAGCAACAGUGGAAUUAAAUAAAAAAAGGGUGUGCAUUGGCCCUGCUGUUUUUACCCUGAACAACAACUGAUGUGCCAGAAUGAAGGGGAGCGCCAAGUAUGGGUAAAUGACUAUAGCUCAACCACAAUAAAACAUUUUAAAGUC
Polyodon spathula (Mississippi paddlefish) is the source of this 1272-nucleotide messenger RNA. Its product is annotated as aminoacyl tRNA synthase complex-interacting multifunctional protein 1-like. The record is from RefSeq and is a predicted model, not a curated record. The transcript is spliced from 7 exons. NCBI's taxonomy places the organism in Eukaryota, Metazoa, Chordata, Actinopteri, Acipenseriformes, Polyodontidae. Gene Ontology annotation, molecular function: tRNA binding. Bases 172 to 1149 code for a protein of 325 amino acids.